GUGGAGCACACAGUGCAGGGAUACGUCUAUGAGGCCAUCUGUGAAAACUUAAGGUCCUCAAGAUGGCACAAGGAGAUGCCGUCAUGAAACCAACAGUAGUCACAGAGGAAGUGAGUUUGAGUGAAAUUCAAGUAAAGCUGCUUGUGGAUGGCGUCAUUCCUCCCCUAUUUGGCAGCAAAAAAAAGCCCAAAAAUGGUGACUUGGCUGUGACUUUCUUCAAAAGGGGAUUUGAAAUGCUUGCAACAGUACAUAAAACAGAUGGGAAAGAGACCAAGUGGCAUUUUGCUGUAAAAAAAUUGCCCUCAGAAAUAGUGAUAAAUAGAUCAUCAUUUAAGGUAGACAAAGGCCUGGUGAUUGUGAAUCUUUACAAGAAAGAUGAACUAUCAUGGGCCCCUAUGUUGCGGCGAGGUAUCGAACAAGCAGAUAGUGAUAGCAGCGAUGAAGAAGCUGACAAACAAGAGAAGACAGAGUAAUGCUUUUGUCCACUAUUUCAUAGCUUAUGAGUCUCUUGAAAUGCUAUAUCAGCUGAAAAAUGGAGGAGAAACUCCUCAUAAUAGUAUAAUUGUUCUCAGUGCCCAUUUGUACUUAGUAGAAUGAAACCUAAUACUUUUUUGUGUGUAUUGGAGGUCUAGUUUAUACAAUGAAACUCGUAUUCUACGAAGUCUUCAGGUUGGACCUGCAAUUUUGUUAAGACUGAGGUUUCAAUGAAGGAAAAGUGCAACUAAUGAGAGCUUUUUGUGUUGAUAACGACAGGGACAUUUGUUCUGAAUGUGUCACGGUCCUAAAUAAGGGUAAGAAACCAGUGGUGUCCCAAAAUGCUCACAUAUGUAAACUGUUACUUUUUUGUUGUUGUUUUUAUUUUCAUCUGAACUGCCCAAGAAGUGCUUUAUCAACAUCUCAAAGUACAAGUGUUUAUUAUCUCUUUAGUUUUCAUGCUUCUCGAUCCUCGACUGCUCUUGUCUUACAUUGUCUUUCGAAAAGUGUUGAUAGGGAGCCUGGCAUGGUAUAUUGCCAUGUCGCAAAAAAAAUCUGCUGUUUUUUUCCCUUUUUAGCUUCCUCAAUCUGCUGCAGUUUAAUUUCAAAGGAGAGAUGUUUUCUUGUCUCUGUUGCGAUACUAAAAGUGUCUUAGAUUAGGAAAGCUGAAGUGGUACCAUAGUGCUACAGUAUACAAUUUACAAAGGACUACCAAAGUGCACAGUGUAAAAGCACACACAACUAAAAUGGCACGCCUAUGCCAAAUGAAGGAUUGUUUGACGAAUAAUUUGCAUAGUACCCUGCAGGGCCUACUGGUAGGGCCAGUUUUGAUUAGGCCUACCAGAUGUUAAGUUCAUAAGUGCGUGCAACUCAUAACAUGGAUCUAGAAGUAGCUGUGAAGAAAAUUAUUGUCACCAUGUCGCCACUACCUCUCUUAACUCUCUAUUGACAAUCUGUUCUGAGCACAAGUAGACCCCCCUUCCCACAAACACACACACAUACACACACACCAACGCACACUCACAUUCACCCUGACCACUCGUACACAGUACAUGAGCUGGCCGCCCAUCUGACCUCACCUUACCCUAAUGUCUUUUGCUUGUGUCCACAACUCAUUUUGGUGUAAAAAAAGGCCUCUGAUAUGUCUCAUUUAUAAGAUGACUGUGUGUACCUGUUAAAUCAAUCGUAGUGCAUAGUAAACAAUACGCAAUUAGUGUGAAAUGAUCCUCGAUGCAGGGUGAUAAUUCUUUUGAAUAGAGUAGGCUUAGUUCAUAUUUGGAGUAAAAUGCAUGAAGCCAUGUCAGCAGUGGCUGUUUGCUCUGCAAGCAUCUUUGCUGAAUCUGAGUUCGCUCAUUCAUACAUGGUGUUCUGUGGACUUGGGUUAAAUUUGAAGCUCUGAAACUCAAAAAGACAGUAUAUUCUAUCUGACAUGUUGGUCUCAGGUUUUUUUCUCAUCAUCUUUUUCAUUUGAACUUUUGCACAUUUAUUGUGAUUCUCUAAAAAUUUUCCUGUAUAUAAGUGGACCAAAUGAAUCCAACCUGAUACCAGUUGCACAAUUAGCUUUUGUCACCUUGACCUUCUCUGUUUGACUGUUCUGUAAGAUCUCAGCAGAAACAUUGGACCCACUCCAUGACCAAGGAUAAGUGAUUAGACAAGUAGGUCUGACUGAGUCAACUAUACUGUCAAAGUCAAAGGAGAGACCUCAUUGUAAAUGGGAGGGGUUGGCUGGUGCAGCACUAUGUGUUUAAACUAAACUGUCCAAAUUCCCAUAACCCAUAGAAGCAAUUUAAGGACAACAAAUUGUGGAGCAAAACAAGAUUUUAAAAAAGGAGGAUGGAUGGGUCUCAUUGUGACCACCAUGCCAUUCAAGGUGACAAUUUACAUUUCACCUGACCUGACGAUCGUAAUGAUAGUUCUCAACUAUAAUGUGACUUACCUGCCAAUUUCUUUGAAAAAUAGUAUUCUUACAGUUAUUUUUUAUAGUGGUUGUGACACAGUUCUUUUUGAUGGGUCAUCUGAAAGAAAGGCUGAGGUCAAUAAAAAAGCCCAGAAAAAAGUAUAAUUUUUCUUAAUAGGGUAUUUUACUUUCCCCCGCAAAGUAUUUGGUCAUGAUGUUAACUUCUUAGUCUUAGGAUAAAAUAAUACGUUCUAUUUUUAUUUCAGUAUUUAAAUGAUCUUUUUUAUUAUAUUUCCCAUGCUCGAAGCAAAGUAUCAUUGUUAUCUUUUAACGUGCUGAACUUUGCCCUUCAGUCAGCAACAUUGUAUCAGGCAUAAACACUGACUAACAAUCUGAAGGUGUGCAAUUUAUGCUAAGCAGGGUCUGCCUUGCGUUCACUGAUACAGUUUGUACUAGAUCUGAAUUCUGAGAUUUUUUCCAUUUUAUUUCUUUGAGCAUAUCUCAGUUGCCACCAUUUUUUAAAAACUUUAUGCACUUAUGCACACACAAUGCCAGAAUUUAUAUUGACAUCAAUUUUUUUAUCUUGUACUACGCCUCUUUGAUUUCAGUUGAGAAUUCUUUUAACUUUGUUUUAUGCCUAUCUCGAGUAUUCAUUCAGAUUGGUAAUAGAAUUUAAUUUAAUAAACUUUGAAACUACCUGC
This is a messenger RNA of Aplysia californica (California sea hare), 3072 nucleotides long. RefSeq lists its product as uncharacterized. Lineage: Eukaryota; Metazoa; Mollusca; Gastropoda; Aplysiida; Aplysiidae. The record is from RefSeq and is a predicted model, not a curated record.